Messenger RNA from Gorilla gorilla gorilla (western lowland gorilla), 939 nucleotides. RefSeq names its product canopy FGF signaling regulator 2 (gene CNPY2). The record is from RefSeq and is a predicted model, not a curated record. The coding region runs from base 267 to 815 and encodes 182 amino acids. Lineage: Eukaryota; Metazoa; Chordata; Mammalia; Primates; Hominidae. The transcript has 6 exons. Gene Ontology annotation, cellular component: endoplasmic reticulum.
GUCUGAUUGGGGCUCGCACCGCAGCACGCUGGAGUCCCGCUUAGGUACCAGUUAGCGUCAGGGGAGCUAGGUCAGGCGGUCGCCGGGAUACCCCGUGUGUGGCAGGCGGCGAAGCGCUCUGGAGAAUCCCGGACAGCCCUGCUCCCUGCAGCCAGGUGUAGUUUCGGGAGCCACUGGGGCCAAAGUGAGAGUCCAGCGGUCUUCCAGCGCUUGGGCCACGGCGGCGGCCCUGGGAGCAGAGGUGGAGCGACCCCAUUACGCUAAAGAUGAAAGGCUGGGGUUGGCUGGCCCUGCUUCUGGGGGCCCUGCUGGGAACCGCCUGGGCUCGGAGGAGCCAGGAUCUCCACUGUGGAGCAUGCAGGGCUCUGGUGGAUGAACUAGAAUGGGAAAUUGCCCAGGUGGACCCCAAGAAGACCAUUCAGAUGGGAUCUUUCCGGAUCAAUCCAGAUGGCAGCCAGUCAGUGGUGGAGGUGCCUUAUGCCCGCUCAGAGGCCCACCUCACAGAGCUGCUGGAGGAGAUAUGUGACCGGAUGAAGGAGUAUGGGGAACAGAUUGAUCCCUCCACCCAUCGCAAGAACUACGUACGUGUAGUGGGCCGGAAUGGAGAAUCCAGUGAACUGGACCUACAAGGCAUCCGAAUCGACUCAGAUAUCAGCGGCACCCUCAAGUUUGCGUGUGAGAGCAUUGUGGAGGAAUACGAGGAUGAACUCAUUGAAUUCUUUUCCCGAGAGGCUGACAAUGUUAAAGACAAACUUUGCAGUAAGCGAACAGAUCUUUGUGACCAUGCCCUGCACAUAUCGCAUGAUGAGCUAUGAACCACUGGAGCAGCCCACACUGGCUUGAUGGAUCACCCCCAGGAGGGGAAAAUGGUGGCAAUGCCUUUUAUAUAUUAUGUUUUUACUGAAAUGAACUGAAAAAAUAUGAAACCAAAAGUACAAA